AUGCCAAAUAAAGAACAAUUAAUCGUUAUCACUUCAAAUAAAUCAGACAUUAAAUUGUCUCUAGAUUAUGAGUACGAACUCGAUCGCAAUGAAGAAUAUGAAUUGGGAUUAAAAUAUUUCUCUGUUUACAAUUCCAUUAGAAAUAUCAACGAAAAUAAUAACCAAAUGAAAAUAUCAACAGAUAACGGAGCUACAUUCAAAACCAUAAGUUUACUACCAGGAAGCUAUGAAUACGUAGCCAUAAACGAAUAUCUAUCUGAAUAUGGAGGAAGUGCAAAUGGUAAAAACAAUAUUGAAUUCGAAGGUAAUUUGAAUCUGAACAAAAUAAAAUUGAUAUUGAGAAAUAAGAGUCAAGUUGAUUUCAACGUAGAAAAUUCUUUGAAUACUUUAUUAGGAUUUGAUAAGCAAAUAUACACACAAUCCACUUUAGCGCCGCAUAAAGCUAAUAUCGAGAAUGAUAUCGACGUCAUUAAUGUUUACUGUAAUUUAAUAAACGGUGGAUUUUUCCAUCAACACAAACGUCAGAUUAUUUACAGUAUUCCAACAUUCACUGUACCGAUUGGAUAUAGAAUUAUAGAGAAACCAUUUCAAACAACAUAUUUACCACUUAAUUCGUUCAUGAUUAAAAAUAUAAAUCUGGAAAUCAAAGAUGGUAAAAAUAGGUUUAUUGAUUUUGGUAACGAAGAAAUUGAAAUUCAACUUCAUUUAAAACAAAAGAACUAA
This is a messenger RNA of Lottia gigantea (owl limpet), 723 nucleotides long. RefSeq lists its product as hypothetical. The transcript has a single exon. Lineage: Eukaryota; Metazoa; Mollusca; Gastropoda; Lottiidae. The coding region runs from base 1 to 723 and encodes 240 amino acids. The record is from RefSeq and is a predicted model, not a curated record.